UUUUGUCAGAACCCAAAGGUUCUGCUCGUUAUGGGAUCAGUGGUUCUGGAACCUUUCUAGGUUCUGUUCUAGAUCUGGGAGGUUCUGUGGAUGCUGCUGCUGCAGGGAUCCGAUGUGACGCCUGAAAGCUGAAGCUGGCGGAUCCGGUUACCUGAGGACACCUGAAGACGUGACAACAACAGGGACAAGGUCCAGACGUCUUAUCAGUUCUGCUGAACCGGGACGUCAGAGCUGAGGGGGCGGAACCGGGACAGGGGUGAAACGGGUCCCGCUCGGCUGUGAAGAGUCAGAGGAGGAUUGGAUCAGGAUCCAAACGGACCCGGUGAGGGCAGCGCUGAUGGAGCCGCGGCUGGCCGGACUCUGAGCCGGGCCUGCAGGAAGGACCGGGUCAUGUACGUCCUCUGCACCCUGGCUGUCCUGACGCUGCACAGCCUCCUCAGGAAGCGGGUCACCGGCGAGCCCAACGGAACCGCUGAGGCUGCAGGGAAGGAGGAUGUGCCGGUCUCCCCGGGUCAGGGGGGAGGCGGUACCGGCAGGAGACCGGUCCAGCCGGUCCAGCGGUCCAGUGCUCUGUUCAACCCGGCGGUCAUGUUCGGGACCAGAAAGACCUGGGACAUCGGUCAAGCCCCGUGCCUGCAGGAGCUCUGGAAGAAGGACAUCUCAUUGGACGCGAGCUCAGUGGACUUCCUGAUGAGUGAUGGUGAAGACGAAGGCUCCUUCCUGUCUCUGCCCAGCGCCGCCUUCUCACAGCGCCCCUCUCUGAAUGCUGACUUUAACAACACUAACUCGUCCCACCACCAGCUGCUCAUUCAGAGAGUCACCUGGUCCUGCUGGUGGACACCUGUCAAUACUCUGCAGGACAAGGUGUGCGAGUUUCAGGCUCGGUUCUGUUCGGAGGAGGUUUCCCGUCAGCAGCGGUUGCAGCAGCAGAAGGUGGGAGGAGCUCGGACGCUGCAGGAGGAGCAGUUCUUGGCCACGCCCAAAGGUGUGAAGCAGCUGCAGGCCUCUGCAGCUUCAGGUUCUUUCAGCCGUGCAGAAGAGGAGCAGCUGGUGUUUCGGCUGCGUUCACAGGUGGAGGAGCUGGAGGAGAAGCUGUUGGAUCAGACCCAGGAGGUGGAGAGACUUCGCUCUGAACUGGGGGCGACGGACCUGGAGAAGCAGCUGGAGCGGCUGCUGGUGGAGAACGAGCGUCUGAAGCAGGAGCUGAAGUCAUGCAGGGGUUCCGAGGGUCAGAAGCUCGACGCCGCGGCCGACAGCUGCAGCCGCUGCCCCCACGCUCAGGAGGUGGAGGCCCUGCGCAAGGAGGUGUCGCGCUGGGAGAGCCGGGCCCAGCAGAGGGAGCAGCGGCUGGCGGAGGUAGAGGAGGAGCUGAAGGAGAAGAGCUGCAGGCUGGAGGCUCUGCAGCAACAGCUGGACGAGUCCAGGAGAAGACGGACCGACAGCGAGCGCCAGCUCCAUCUCCGUCUGCAGGAAUGUGAGGAUGAGCUGGUCAGACGUGCAGCGGCGCCCUCUAGAGUCAAGUUUGUGACCCAGACGGUGGAGGUGGAGUCGGCAGACUCUCAGAAAGCUGUGGUCGAGAUGCAGUUGAAGAACGGCGCCCUGCAGGAGCAGCUGUCUGCGCAGAAGCAGCUGCUGCGGGAGCUGGAGACGCAGCUGCACGAGUCCCAGCGGACCUGCACUCAGCUGCGGACUCAGCUCCGUCUCUGUGACCUUUUAUCCCAGACUGUCAACAAUGGAAAGAGCCGCUUGGAUCCCAGGUUGUCCAAGAUCCAUGUUUACGAAGGCGAGAUGCAGCGAGCUCAGGGUCAGCUGGAGGCGGAGAUGCAGAACCUGGAGGAGGAGAAGAACCGUGUGAUCGAGGAGGCCUUCAUCAGAGCUGAGAGCGAGAUGAAAGCCGUUCAUGAGAACCUUGCAGGUGUGAGGAUGAACCUGCUCAGCCUGCAGCCGGCUCUCAGGACUUUGACGUCGGACUAUAACUGUCUGAAGAAGCAGGUUCAGGACUUCCCCUCCAUGCUGGAUAAAGCCAUCUCUGAGGCCAAGCAGGAGAUCUGCCAGGUGAUCAGUGAUGUGAGCAGCACCAACCAGGAGCUGCUGCGGAAGUACAAGCGAGAGAUGAACCUGAGGAAGAAGUGUCACAACGAGCUGGUCCGAUUAAAAGGUAACAUCCGGGUCUUCUGCCGGGUCCGACCCGUCAGUCAGGAGGAGCAGGACUCUGCAGAUAACAGAACCAUGCUGAGCUUUGACUCGGACGAUGACGCCAUCCUCUAUCUGUCCAGCAAGGGGAAGAUCAUGACGUUUGAGCUGGACAAAGUCUUCCCGCCGCAGGCCUCACAGGAGGAGGUGUUCCAGGAGGUCCAGGCUCUGGUCACUUCCUGCAUCGACGGCUUCAACGUCUGCAUCUUCGCCUACGGACAGACGGGCUCAGGGAAAACCUACACCAUGGAGGGUGUGGCUGAUAAUCCAGGCAUCAAUCAGCGCGCGCUCCACCUGCUGUUCUCGGAGGUGACGGAGAAAGCUCCGGACUGGGACUACAGGAUCAUCGUCAGCAUGGUGGAGAUCUACAACGAGACGCUACGAGAUCUGCUCAGGGACAAUCCUACGGACAAACUGGACAUCAAGUUGAAUCCUGACGGCAGCGGACAGCUUUACGUCCCCGGACUCACCGAGAUCACAGUUCAGAGCCCCGAGGACAUCAACAAGGUGUUUGAGCUGGGUCACCUGAACAGAGCGACGGCGUGCACCAACCUGAACGAGCACAGCUCGCGCUCCCACGCCCUGCUCAUCAUCACAGUGUCUGGAUUAAACAGUACGACUGGAACCAGGACACAAGGGAAGCUGAACCUGGUGGACCUGGCGGGAUCGGAGCGGAUCGGGAAGUCCGGAGCCGAGGGCAGUCGGCUCAGAGAGGCCCAGUGCAUCAACAAGUCGCUGUCGGCGCUGGGCGACGUGAUCAGCGCGCUGCGCAGCAGACACGCCCACGUCCCCUUCAGGAACUCGCGGCUCACCUACCUGCUGCAGGACUCGCUGAGCGGAGACAGCAAGACCCUGAUGAUGGUCCAGGUGUCUCCGUUGCCAGGAAACAUGAGCGAGUCAGUCUGCUCGUUGAAGUUUGCUCAGCGCGUUCGCAGCGUGGAGCUCAGCUCGUCUUCGUCCAAGAGGCACGAGAACUCGUCCACCUCGUCCUCGCCAACGCACGACAGCGUGGAGCUGGACUCUCCCCCCGUGACGCCCGUCCCCCUCCCCAUCUCCCGGGCCAGCAGCGCUGGCUCAACACUCUCCUCGGCCUCCAGAACUCCCAGUGGCUCCCGCAGGAGGUCCCAGUCACAGCUGUCUGCAGGACGACUGAAGCUGACGGCCUGAGGGACGCUGAGAAGUCCAGGGAGACGGCGGGGUGUGGGACAUCACCCAGAGGACCGUCCUCUGGAAUCAACGUUUCUACCGUCAGAAGACUGGACCUUACAGAGCGGGUCAGAAUUGAUCUGUGAGCGGAAACCAUGAUGAUGACGAUGAUGAUGAUGAUGAUGACGGACCGCUGAGACUCUGAGGACGCGUCUCCUAAACUGAACCCCCAUUGCUCUUCCUAUUCUCUCAUGUUGCACUUUAAUUUAGGUCGUUUUCUGAGUGACAGGUUUUUCUUUGAGGCCGACGGGCGGACGGACGGCGCCCCCUCCCUGUAGGCCGACGGGCGGACGGCGCCCCCUCCCUGUAGGCCGACGGGCGGACGGCGCCCCCUCCCUGUAGGCCGCCCCCUCCCUGUAGGCCGCCUGUCUGAGGGCUUUUAUUUUGGUAUUUUAGUUGAAUUUUGGAGGAGAAUCAAACUUCUGAUAAUCUUUAGGUGUUCAGAUCAAAGGUUGAAUCUAAAGCUUCAUGAUGUGAGGUUCUCCGCUGUUCGGUUGGACCUUUCAGCAGACUAAAGAUGUGUGGACAAAUUCUGGACCUGCAGCCUGUCUGUCCCCCCCCCUCGUCCAACAGGAGGUCAUAAGAACGUUUGUUUCCUGCAGAGCUGCGGUUCUUGGUACCAAAUGGAUCAUCUGGUAGUUCUGCUCUGGACGCUGCAGGGUUCUGAUCCAAUGUUUGUCUCCUGAUUGUUUUUUCUAAAUGUUUUUAUUAAACUUUCCUGAAUCGAG
Molecule: messenger RNA, 4127 nt
Organism: Cyprinodon tularosa
Lineage: Eukaryota; Metazoa; Chordata; Actinopteri; Cyprinodontiformes; Cyprinodontidae
Gene: kifc3
Product: kinesin family member C3
Exons: 23
Coding region: 391-3360 (989 amino acids)
Biological process (GO): microtubule-based movement
Molecular function (GO): microtubule binding; ATP binding; microtubule motor activity
Source: RefSeq, a predicted model, not a curated record